GGCUGGGAGCCAAGGGAAGUGACUAGCUGGGUCGGUGGAGGGUGGGGUAGUGGAGUCAUCAUCCUGUGGGCUUGGUGUCGCCGCACACUGGGAACGAUGUCGGUGCUGCUGGCUCGCCCCGUGCGCUGCCUUCUGCGCGAUGCGCUCUGGGUCAUCCUCUGGGCCGCUUGUUGCGGUUACGCUGGGGCGCAGACAUACGUGGCAGAAGUGAACAUGGCAGGGGUGAGAGGCUCGGUGACCUUCGACAGUACACUGACCUCGGUGAAGCUAAACAUCUCUGGCAUGGGGUCGGAGAUACGGAGGCUGUCCGUACACACCUAUCCGGUGCUCUAUGGCCACUCCACCGAUCCCUGCAGCCAGCAGCUCGUUGGCGAAAUCCUCCAAAAUAUAAGCAUUGGCUCAAAUGACGGAGCGACCACUGUGAGUGCCCCGGAGCUGUUUACGAGUGUGCGGGUACUCGCUGACCAUUCUCUGCUCCUAUUUCGUGAUGGUGAGACGCAUUCCAGAGUGUGCGCCACCAUCCAAAACGCCCAGGGUCCUGUGCUCACGGCACAGGCCAAAUUCUUCGGUCCCGUCGCUGGGGUUGCCUACUUGAGGCAGGUCGAUGGCCGAGAGCUAAGGAUGAUCACCGAUCUUCUGUCACUCGGACAGACAAAUACGAAGACAGUGAGUGUACAUUUGGUGAACAUUACGGGUGAAGCUCAAGUGAUGCAGUGUGCCACUGUCAACCCAGCGUCGUCAAUUCAACUGGGAUCUGUCACCGUCGGUGCUUCUACCUUGUCAGUAAAAUCACACGUAGUUGUAAACCUUCCCUUUAGCGAUGUCAUUGGGCGUAUGUUGGUGAUAAAAGCGAGCGUUCAAAGCUGUGCAAAAAUAAUCCCGCUGAGUUUAAAGACCGCUAAAGCACAGGUCAACAUGAAUGGGGUGAAGGGUGAGUUUGUGUUUCAGCAAAGUUCCAUGUUUGAGUUGACCCAAGUCAGAGUCUCUCUGCAAAACCUCAGAGGCAUGGCCGGCCCUUACCACGUGCACAAUUUCCCAGUGCCUCAGCGUUAUGUUGCAGCAGAAAGCCUGUGCAUUGACCCCAAUGUGGGAGGCCACUGGAACCCAUUCAGUUUGGAUGUGCGUGGCCUUGACUACCCGAAAUUCGCAAAUGGAACCCACGACCAAUACGAAAUUGGAGACCUCAGCGGUCGGCAUGGCAGUUUGCUUGGCAACACUGUUGACAUCGCGUACAUGGACUGGAACUUGCCUCUCUUCGGUCCAAAUAGCAUUGUCGGUCGCUCCAUGGUGAUCCAUCACCCAAACACUUCCAGGUGGCUCUGUGCCUCGAUAGAACCAGAAGAAGAGUUUGUCACGGCCACGGCCUUAUUCAGGUUUCCUGUCGUGGGUCGGGUGCUUCUGCGGCAGCUGAAGAAUGACCCUUAUUCUGACGUCUACAUGUUCGUGGAAAUCGCGAAUGGCAAUGUGUCCUUACCCUCAACAUCCAACCACAAUUGGCACGUGCACGAGUUCCCCAUCAGCUUUGUGACAGACCUGGAUGAACACAUGUGCUCCAGCACAGGCGGCCACUUCAACCCACACGGAGUGAACACAAGCCAGAGCAUCUACAGCACCGAGUGCCGCCCAGACAACCCAUAUCGCUGCGAGGCCGGGGACUAUGCUGGGAAGCACGGCAAGAUCUUCAUAAGCAACAGACUGGGCACUGUCACAUCCAAGUACUUUUUUACCGACACCACCUCUUCUCUCGUGGGGUCGAACUCUAUCCUGGGUCACUCUUUUGUCAUCCACGACCCAGACGCUGGGCUGGGACGCCUGGCCUGCGCCAACAUCACCCUGCUGAGAGCCGUCACCAUUAGGACGGGCGAGUGGAGAGGCGGUGGCACGGUGCAGGGCCAGAUGGUGUUCACGCAGCCCUCCGACCUUGACUCCACGUCCGUACUGGUCCAGUUCUCCAACCUGCAGAAGGCGGUGUCCGGGCUGCAUGUCCACAUGCUGUCGAUGCCGAGGUCACUGCCGCCCAGUGACCCUGCGGUGUGUGCCGACCGGGCCGUGCGUGGGCACUUCAACCCCUUCUCGGUGGACAUUGUGGUGGGGCCUGCGCCUGGAAAUGGGACGACCGACCAGUACGAGGUCGGCGACAUCAGUGGGAAAUUUGGGCCGCUGAGGGACCUAGAUCAGAGGGAAGGGAACUACUCCGACACGAACCUCCCUCUCUCAGGCAUCAACAGCAUUGCCGGGAGGUCUGUGGUAAUCCACAGAAACAAUGGCUCCAGGUUGCAGUGCGCCGACUUGGGCAGGGAGAAGCAAGCUGAGGCCGAGUGGCUGAGAGCCCGCGUGUCUUUCGGCGACAAAAUCAACGGCACCAUUUUGCUGUCCCAGCUGGUGUAUCCAGACGGCAGUGGUUCCGACACCACUAUAGAGGUGGAUCUGCAGUACGACAAUCCCAAGGCCCAGGGGUACAGAUGGCAGGUUCAUAAUGACUCCGAAGCAGUGAGCAGCAGCACGGUGCGGUGUUCCUGGUUAGGAGUGCUCUACAACCCUUAUAACGUCUACUCAGGGGAGGGUGAGGGGAGGAGCUGCGACACAAGCCGGCCCUUUCACUGCGAGAUGGGAGAUCUGACGAGCAAGCAGGGACCUCUGCCCUUGGGAUCCCGCGUCGUCUUCAACGAGGCAAACCUGCCGCUUGGUGGAGAUGCCACGGUGGUGGGGCGCUCGCUGGCCGUGUGGGACGGCACACCCGUGGGAGCGAUCCUGGACUGCGGCACCAUCGCCCCGGCUGACGGCGCAGCAUCCGCCACUCUGUCCUUCCCCAGGGGCGUCGUCUACAGCAGAUAUGAGUUGAGACGGACAAUAGCCGGCGCGCUGAACAUCGCCGUGUGGAGGGUGUCCUUACUGCCGGACACCUCAAGCUCCCUGCGCGUGUCUUCACCUUGCCAAAACAUCACCUUUUUGGUCGCAGGUGACGUGGAUUUACGGUUGCUGGAGGCCAUCUCAUUCAGUAACGAUCUCGGAAAGUUCUCCGCAACAAAGCGCUGCCAAGGAAAUGGAGCUGGUGGUGCAGUCGGAAGCACUGGAGUUCAACCCCUGACAAUAAUCAUCGUCACUCUCGUCGCCAUGAUCAUCCAGUAAACAAGAUACGUGCGUCGAUCCAUUUACAGAUACACCACUACAAUAAUAAGCGGAAAAUAAGCACUUGUCGAUUGCAAUUGCGGGUUGUUAACCAUGUCAUCCUGUGCACGUGAUACAUUCACCAAACUUUAAAUGAAAAUUGUUAAUAAUUUCCCUUUGUGGUGGCGCGGCGGUCCAAUUUCUUUGUGGGAAUAUUUUCUGUCCGUGCGUGAGAAUCGGAUUUCGUGACAUUCCAUCCACGUUACCGCCUUCCUUCUCAGUCCCUCUCUGCAAUAUGGAGCCAGCACACGAUAUUAAAUUGCCUGUUGAGAUUUAAAAAAAAAAAACACCAUGAGGGCUCAUUAUAUAUCAGUGGGGUAUCUCUAAAUUAGCUCUAUACAGUACUAUACUCCUUGGUACUUUCGGUAAAGUCACGUAGGUAUAAAAAUAAAAUACAUUUUAUCACGACGUGAUUCCAUUUUUAUAGACCUAUAUAGCCUCUUGUUACAGCAGCUCUUUUGUCCACUUCAGCAAUUGUUUCUUGCUGUGGUUGUCCCACCUGAUGACGGACGCUUGUGUUGCGCCCAAAACGUCGUGAUUAAAUUUAUUUAAUUUUUAUACAUACCACGUGACUUUACCGAAAGAACCAAGGGGUAUGGAUCCCUGCAGUCACGAAAACUUCAAAUCUAGAUUACUAUACAGUACUAAUUUGAUCAAUGGACAAAAACAAAUACUUUAGAUAUUCCCCUCGCCAAUGCUGUCGAGGUGUUGGUGUAUGUGACCCACCAUUGCCACGUCAUUCUUACAGGCCGAGUUGACUCAAAUUUACGUUUAAAGCGUCACACUCAGCAUAAGCUCCAUGUCCAAGUGGAAUAAAUAUAUUGAAGGGAGGGUCAGCAGAAGAACACCUUUGAAACGCGAUCACGGCCAUUAAUGCUGUGCACAGGUGCAUACAAUCGAGUCGCUGUGCAACGGCCGGUGUUGGCCUGUGCAUUUGUGUGAUUUUCCUUAAAGCUGCAGUGCUACGCCGCAUAUAUGACUCGCUGGGGACCGGGGUAUAGGUGGAUAUCUGAAAAGGUCGGAUAUGUAAACAUCGAGGGGGAAAGGGCAAUUGCGCCAUGCACAAAUAGGUCACCGGACCAACAACAAAGCGCAGGCCGCUUUAAAUGUGAGCACAUGAUUAACUGUGAUUUGGAAGUAACUGCACACGAGAUUUAGAAGACAUUACUGUUUGUGGAAAAGUCAGAUGUGUGAACAUCAAUGGAACAUGACGGUUACACCUUGCACAAACACUGGGGUGUGGGCGGUUCAUUGGUCAGGAUGGAUACGUGAUGGUUGGAUAUGCAUUGGAUAAUUGACAUUGGAACAGUUCAGUCAAUCAGAUUCUUCUAGAUGUAAUUUCCUGAAAAAUAUAAAUACAAAAUUCUCUAUAUACUAUUAUAUACUUAUAAUAAUCCUGUAUGUGUAGGUAAAAAAAAACACAUCUUCAUUCCUUUUUGGUGGAUUGUAUAUUGUCACAGAUUCUGUAUAUUUAGGUUGUGUAUAUAUGGUAGAUUGCCAGAGCUGAAUAUUUUGACAUCACGGUUUUUUAUGUUAAACAACAACUAGAAGACAUUUUUAUUCAUUGUAAAUUAUGCAUUACAUCACUUAUUGUGUUAAAAUAUAACUGGUGUUCUGUUGAAAAAGUAGUCUGACGGGUUUUGUUUUACUUUAUGAUAAAUGCUGUAUUGUUAUGUGAUAUCACCCCAAGUAGAAGUGCUUCAAAUUUGUUGGAAUUAAUCCUGUGGUGUACAUUAAUAAAAAUGUAUAUUUUUUA
This is a messenger RNA of Petromyzon marinus (sea lamprey), 4924 nucleotides long. RefSeq lists its product as uncharacterized. NCBI's taxonomy places the organism in Eukaryota, Metazoa, Chordata, Hyperoartia, Petromyzontiformes, Petromyzontidae. The record is from RefSeq and is a predicted model, not a curated record. Gene Ontology annotation, biological process: superoxide metabolic process. Gene Ontology annotation, molecular function: metal ion binding.